Messenger RNA from Vombatus ursinus (common wombat), 1178 nucleotides. RefSeq names its product claudin 11 (gene CLDN11). NCBI's taxonomy places the organism in Eukaryota, Metazoa, Chordata, Mammalia, Diprotodontia, Vombatidae. Gene Ontology annotation, cellular component: plasma membrane; bicellular tight junction. Gene Ontology annotation, molecular function: structural molecule activity. The transcript is spliced from 3 exons. Gene Ontology annotation, biological process: cell adhesion; bicellular tight junction assembly. The record is from RefSeq and is a predicted model, not a curated record. The coding region runs from base 274 to 897 and encodes 207 amino acids.
UACCCGAGAGGCUGGCACCGCUCAGAGUUGCUUACCCUGUGCCGCUGCCCCGUCGCUCUGCUGCUACUACUGCCGCUCUCGCCCCCUGUUCCUCCCCUGGCCGGGCCAGGCAGCCCCCUCGAAGCCCCGAAGUCGCCCUGCCGGGUGUCCCUGGAGAGAAAAGCCGGGGAGCACAGAAGGCAGCCGUCGGGGCUGGGCACAGCAGCCGAGCCCCCAGGGACAGCCGGCUUACUUGAGGGCUGAGGAGGGUGGGGGGGCUGGGGGGCCGCGGCCAUGGUUGCCACUUGCCUUCAGCUGGUUGGAUUUGUGACAAGCUUCGUGGGCUGGAUCGGCAUCUUGGUCGCCACGGCCACCAAUGACUGGGUAGUGACCUGCGGCUACACCAUCACCACCUGCCGGAAGAUGGACGAGCUUGGCUCCAAGGGGCUCUGGGCAGAUUGUGUCAUGGCUACGGGGCUCUAUCACUGCAAACCGCUGGUGGACAUCCUCAUCCUGCCAGGUUAUGUACAGGCAUGCCGAGCCCUCAUGAUUGCUGCAUCGGUCCUGGGCCUACCCGCCAUCUUCCUACUGUUGACUGUCCUGCCCUGCAUCCGGAUGGGUCACGAACCAGGGGCUGCCAAGUACCGGCGCUCUCAGCUGGCUGGGAUCAUGAUAAUUCUGUUAGCCCUGUGUGCCUUGGUGGCCACCAUCUGGUUCCCUGUGUGCGCCCACCGUGAGACCAUGAUCAUGAGCUUUGGCUACUCCCUCUACACGGGCUGGAUCGGGGCCACCCUCUGCCUCAUUGGUGGCUGCGUCGUCUUGUGCUGCUCGGGAGAUGCUCAGUCAUUUGGCGAGAACCGCUUCUACUAUUCUUCAGGUUCCAGCUCCCCCACUCACGCCAAGAGCGCCCACGUAUAAGGGAGCAUCUGGACUUCCCCGGGCUGGCCACUGAGGUGUGCCAGCUGAUGGCCCGACGUGCCUAGGGUUUGCUUGUGACAGAGGGUUGUGCAAGAACUCCCCUGCCAAGCUCUGACGCCGAAGGUCUAGAAAAGCCUCCUCUUCAAUGUUUCGUAGCCUGAUUUGCCCACCUGCUGCCUUACGAGAAAUCUCUCCCUCGGUUGUACCCCCCUACAUGUCGCCCAUGGUUCUGCCCAGUCCAAGCACUCCCAAAAAUUCAUAUUAAAGAACCUUGGGCCACA